Molecule: messenger RNA, 363 nt
Organism: Schistocerca nitens (vagrant locust)
Lineage: Eukaryota; Metazoa; Arthropoda; Insecta; Orthoptera; Acrididae
Exons: 3
Coding region: 1-363 (120 amino acids)
Source: RefSeq, a predicted model, not a curated record
AUGCCAGACGGCUAUCGGCUGAGGCACUGCAAGUUGCAGAAAAACGAAGAAAACCAAAAAUCAGCAGUGUUUAAAUGCAAAGAAGUUGAAGAUAAUAACAGAAUGGAGAAGACAAGGGAGCUCUACAACAAAAUUAGAGACAUCGAAGGAAAUUCCUGGCGAAAAUCGGAAUAUGAUGAAGUUAAUGUUCUUUUAGAACUAGAGCCAGAUAUUUUGGAGAGUGAAGUCAAAUGGGCUCUUGAAAAUAACGUCGAAAAGAAAACUAGUGGAUAUGAUGGAAUUCCAGCAGAAUUGUCCAAAGUUAUUGGAAAGCAUGGAGUGAAAAUGCUGCAUUCAAUAUGCCAGAAAAUAUGGAGCACGUAA